Messenger RNA from Cheilinus undulatus (humphead wrasse), 10540 nucleotides. RefSeq names its product neurobeachin-like 1 (gene nbeal1). Gene Ontology annotation, cellular component: membrane; cytosol. NCBI's taxonomy places the organism in Eukaryota, Metazoa, Chordata, Actinopteri, Labriformes, Labridae. Gene Ontology annotation, biological process: intracellular protein localization. The record is from RefSeq and is a predicted model, not a curated record. The coding region runs from base 349 to 8679 and encodes 2776 amino acids. Gene Ontology annotation, molecular function: protein kinase binding. The transcript has 53 exons.
CAACAACUCUGGAGACGCCGUCAGUGACAGUUGGUCGUCUCGUUACACAGAGCUGGGAAAACCCUCCGGUUCUUCCAGGAGAGGAGCUGGAAGCGCAGGCCCAUCUGCACCGAGCCCUCUUUGGGACUGCACAUCUCUCCUUUGACAUGGAAUAAUUUCUCUGGAAGUUUCCACCACAUUACGUUCGUUUUUUUUUUUGUUUUUUUUUUGCAUCUUUCAAGGAGUGUUACAGCUUUUCCAGUCAUGGCUCUGAGCUCUGGAGGUUUAGCCCACGACUGGAAACCAUGAAGCAGCCAGGGAAGUGACCUAGGUGGACACUACAGCCUGAGGGUGCCUCUCACAGGCACCAUGGCAUCCAAGGAGAGAUUGUAUGAAGUCUGGAUGCUCUACUGCACCAAGAGGGAUCCAGACUACUUGAAGCUAUGGCUGGAGAUUUUCAUCAGCUCUUAUGAGCGAUGUCUGGAUGUGGACUUUGAAAAGCCGCCUACCAGGCCCGAAGAGGUUCCGCCAGUGUUGACGCUCCUCCCUGAUAACAUCCUGCAGGUUUUGCGCCACCAGCUGCUGCAGUGCGUCCAGAAAGCAUCGGACGGCCUGGAGCCUGAGCAGCAAAACCUGGCUCUGCUGCUGCUCAAGUUCCUUAUCAUUAUCUGCAGGAACCUGUCAAACGUGGAGGAGAUUGGCACUUGCUCGUACAUCAAUCACAUCAUCACGAUGACAACACUCUAUAUCCAGCAGCUGAAGAGCAAAACCAAAGAGAAGGAGAUGGCUGACCAGAGCCAGGCGGAGGAGUUCGUCCGUCAUGCGUUGGCUUUCUGCGAGAGCCUUUACGACCCCUACCGCAACUGGAGGCAUCGAACCUGCGGGGAGCAGCUUGGUACAGUGGAAAGAAGCAGACAGAAGUACAAGGCAGCGCCUCUUACUGUGGAGUUUGUUCCUUUUUUUUACCAGUGCUUCCAGGAGAGUGAGCACCUAAAGGAGAGUCUGAAAUGCUGCUUACUGCACCUGUUUGGAGCCAUAGUAGCAGGGGACCAGAGGAACGCUCUUCUUGCCAUCUCCCCUGCCACCAUGGAGGUGUUGAUGCGGGUGUUAGCCGACUGCUCCAUGGGCAGCUGCCCCUCAGACGAAGGCGAAGACUGGGACAGCGAAGCCCCCGACCGUAAGGCGCUGCUUACUCUAGGCUGCCUGCGGGAGGUGGUGCAGCGCCUCCUCGCCUCCAGCUCCGACCAGCGGCAGGUGGAAAUUGCCUCAGUGCUGGAAAAUUAUUUUAAGCUGCUUAACUCGGACCCGGCGGCUGUCGUCGCUGCAAAACAGCAGCAGCAGCAGCAAGCUAAGGGCCGAGUGCCAACGCUGGGGCGACACUGGGAGAGCAGAUUUGUGGCAUUGCAAGUAAAUAUGCUAGACACCAUCAGGGACAUGUUCCUGUGUUCAGACAGGCCAGUUCUUCAAGCCAUCUUCCUCAAUAGCAACUGUUUCGAGCAUCUGACACGACUGCUGCAGAACAGCAAGCUGGUUAAUGCUAGGUGCACGGCGGCAGACAAGGACCAGAAAGAUAUAACCAACAACAGGUUACUGACAGGAGAGAGGGACACUCAGGUGUUUCAGGGGCGACUAGACUCCCUAGCUGUAGCAACCAUUAAAGCCCUGACAACGGUGAUGCACAAAUCCCCAGCUGCAAAGGAAGUGUUCAAGGAGAGGAUUGGUUACAAUCACCUGUAUGAAGUUCUCACCUCACUCGGACAGCCUUCACGACACCUUCUGAAAGAGCUGAUGAACAUGGCUGUGGAGGGUGAGCACACCUCAGUGGGCCUCCUGGGGAUCAGUAACGUGGAGCCUUUGCUGCUGCUGGUCCAGUGGCUCCCAGAGCUGGACUCAUCGGAGCAACAGCUUUUCACAGCCGACUGGCUACGCCGUCUCAGCUGCCUCAACCGCCAGACCCGCGCCACCUGCGUCAACGCUGCCAUGGUCAUGCGAGCGCUAGCCGCCUUGGAGCGCCACGAACGGCUACACCGCUCUUGUGCCGAGAGCCUCCUAGCACUGGUGGGCUCUCUUGGCUCACAGUCUCUAAGCGCCAGAGAACUGUUGGGACUCCUGCGCCUUCUGAGGCCUCCGGAGCCAAAUCAAGCACACCCCUACGUAGGUCCCACUCUGAGAGCCCUUCUGGCUAUGGUACGAAAGCAGGGUCUGGAGAGUGCAAUGCAGUACUUUGAUCUGUCACCGAGCAUGGCUGGGAUUGUGGUUCCAACAGUGCAGCGAUGGCCAGGAUCUGCUUUUAGCUUUCUCGCCUGGUUGUCAUUAGAUCAGGACCAGCUCGGCCCACCCAGCAAGGACAAAAGGAAACAGCUCUACAGCUUUUUCACCCCAGGAGGGACGGGGUUCGAGGCCUUCAUCAGCUCAGCGGGUGUCUUGGUAGUUGCUGUUUGUACAAAGAAGGAAUACGUGACAGUCAUGCUGCCUGACUACUGCUUUUGUGACUCUCUCUGGCACAGCAUCGGUGUGGUGCAUAUUCCGGGAAAGAGGCCAUUCGGGCAAAGCCUUGUGUAUAUUUAUGUGGACGGACAGCAGAAACUGUCAGCCCCACUCAAAUACCCCACCAUGACUGAUCCGUUCACCUCCUGCUGCAUCGGCUCAGCAGGCCACCGCACCACCACUCCCCCGCCCUCCCAAAUCCCAGACCCUCCCUUCUCUUCUGCAACAACACCCUCUACUCGCUCCUCAUUGGGUGGCAUCCUCUCACCGCAGACCUGGGGAGGCCUCCUUGGAGGAAAACCCGAGUCUGUGACUAAGCUCAUCUCUGCAGGGACUCAGGACAGCGAGUGGGGAAGCCCGACGUCCUUACAGGGCCAGCUGGGGAGCGUCAUGGUGUUUCAUGAACCUUUGCAGCCUAACCACAUUAAAGCCAUCUGUAGUGCCGGUCCAAACUGUAUCUCUCCUUUUAAAGCCCAGGAAUCAGAACUUGGUGACUUAUCAACCAAACUGCUGCUACACUACUCACCCAAGGCGUGCAGGAAUCCCAUCUGUCUGGAUCUGUCUCCAAACAUGCUGCAUGGGCGUCUAACUGGGAAUAAAGUCGUCAACUGGGAUAUCAAGGAUAUGAUCAACUGUGUUGGCGGUCUGCCGGUGCUUUUCCCCAUCCUGGAGCAGUUGGCUUUAGUGACCCCUGAUCAGCAGGCCAGUGACCCCACAGCUGGGUCAGAUUUCAUCACCCCUGAUGUGACGACGCCAGCUGAUGGAGACUGGGUCAUCCUCCCGUCCAACAGGGCUUCAGAGGCACGCCUGGAGAAGAAUCUGGUGGCCACCUUCCUGUUGGUGCUGAAGCAUUUCCUGCAGAGACAUCUGAUCAAUCAGGAGAAUCUGCUCCAUUCACACGGCCUCGCUACACUAGGAGCCCUGCUGCAGAAGCUGCCAGCAGGUCAUGUGGACGUUAGCGUUCUGGUCGCUGUGCAGCUUCUGAUCGAGCAGGUGACAUAUGAGAAAAACCAGGCGCUUCUGCUGCAGCUUCACACACAUUUGCUGUUUAACUUCAACAUCUGGAACAAAGGAGACUUCCCUCUACGAAUAGGUCAUAUCCAGUACAUGUCUACGGUCAUCAAAGACAACAGGAAGCAGUUCAGGAAGAAGUAUGGAGUUCAGUUCCUUUUGGACACCGUGCGCCUUUACUAUGGGAAGAACAGCAAUAAAGAGAGUGACCUGAGCGAGGAUGACGUUCGAACAAUCAGGGCGUCUCUCUGCGGCCUCAUCAAGUACUACAUUAGUAAGGGAAUGUCACAGGAUGAGAUGCACAGCAUUCUGGGAUACAUUGCUGCCAUUGGAGAUGAAGAACAGUUAUGUGGAUUGCUGGAGUUGUUGCUCAGUCUUCUCCAAAGCAGUCCAGCUAGAGACCAGAUCUUCCUGCUCCUCUUUGAACCUGGUGCAGCCGACUCCUGCUACGCACUACUGCUCAAUAAUAAGCACUCAGACAGACUCAGAGAGCUCGUCUUUAAGCUGUUUGAGCGCAUGCUGCGCUGCGACCGCGUCUACGAGAGGAAUAAGCAGCGUUUACGUCUGAGGGAGGCGGGUUAUGCCGGCCUGUCGCUGCUCUUUUCUGAACUUCACAUCACUCCAACACUAAUCCGCUGUCUCCUCAACCAAGUCCUUCACACAGACAACUUGGUGAACUACAAAGACCUCAUGUCCUUGGUCCAGGUCACUCACAGGGCCGGGCCGAGUGUACGCCUCAUCGUCUGCAAGAGGGUGUACCAGCUGCUACAGUCCCAGCAGGAUGCUGCCGUCCAGAUUUCCCGGCAGCAGUGUUGGCAGGACACUCUGAUGCGUCUCUACCUGCGAGGCGACGGCUCUUUACCGCUGCGAAGUGCAGACACCGUCAGCACCUGCAGCCUGGACCUGAACCGACCCAGCAGCACCAACCGCCUGGAGCUACCACUGGAGAGAAGGGGGAGGGCGGGCAGUACAGGCCGCCUGGACCGGCUGGACGACGACCGGCUCAGUAUAGGUGACACCCGCUCUGUGGACAGCAUGGAGAACGGGGACGUCAUCUCCCUGCUGGACACGCCGUCGUCUUCGGCUUCCACUGAGCCGCAGCUUCACGUCAAACCCUGGGUGGUGGGGAAGUCAGGGGGCUUGACGCUGGAUCUGUCCCACUUGCAGGCCUAUGAAGGAGCAGAGAGCGGCAGCCAAACACCUGGCAGCAUGCCCAGCACACCAUCACCUCUAGAGACCUCUAAACCUUUCCCAGGAAGCUCUGGGGAUAGAGAGGCAUCGUCGUCUUUGACUGAAGACAGCUUUUUGUUCAGUGACAACAUCUCACUGGGAGAUUCCUUCAACAAUGCUGAGCGAGCAGAAGAGGAGCUGUGUAACAUGCUGCUGGAGAUAAUACUCUGUGUGAUGUGGCGUGGAGUGGAAGGUUCUGAUGAUUCGGCGUGGCUCGAGAGAGGUCAGGUCUUUUCAGCUCUCACCAAACUUGGAACUGCCAACGAGCUGCUGCAACCAGUCGACCAAAUAAAGCUCAGUCUCAUGGAGCGCAUGCUGGAGUGGGCAGUGAGUGAUAACCGUGAGGCUUCAGCUGCUACGUUGCCCCAGCACACAGAGAAUGCAGUGAGAUUGCUUCACAUGGUGCAGGACUUCCUGCAGGCGGAGGGCCUCAUCAACCCGUCUCUGUGGACAGAGAAGGUGCUAGAGGAGACGGUGACGCUGAUGGACAGCCUCAUGGUGUGGUACACAUCCGGCACCCAAUGGUUCCAGCUCUCACAAGUUGGGCUGAGGCUGUUGCUUGGAUUCAUGGCACAGGAAGACCCUGAUGUGUGCGCGAUGGCAACGGCUAAGCUCAACGGCAUCCUUCAGACCAAAGAGGUGUCGAGUCAAGACGAGGCCUGCUACCUGCUCGGCAAGGUUGAAGGCAUCCUGCGGCGCUCAAUCCAGGAGCAAACGGAGGAGACUUACUCCUUCCUGGUUCCUCUUCUGCGAACGCUGCUCUCCAAAGUGCACCGCCUCCUCUACAUGGAGCUGCACCUCCCUCAGCUACCGGACACCAACGGCAGCCCCUCCUUCUUUGAAGACUUCCAGCUUUACUGCAACUCACCUGAGUGGCGCGUCUACCUCGAUAAAUAUAUAAUUCCGUACAUGAAGCAGUAUGAAAUAGAGACAUUCAGCCAGGGCCAUGAGACCAUGGCUCUGUACUGGAAGGAAUGCUAUGAGGCCUUCAUGGUCAGCCUGCACAAGAGAGAGAGGGAGAGAGGAGAGAGCAAGAUCCGCUUCCAGGAGCAGUUUGUGGAGCCUUUCUCACGCCGUGGUCGACAGGAGAACCUGCGCUACAACAGCAUGUUGAAGCAGCAGCACAGCCAGAACAGUGCCACCCUGAGGCAGUGGAAGGCAGCACGUCGGGGUCUGGUGUGUGAGAGGGGGCCGUGGGCUGAAAGGCAGCUGGACGAGAUGCACUGGAGGGUUUCUAGCGCAGAAAAUUUCUCUCGCAUGAGGCUCAAACUGGUCCGGAAUUACAACUACGACCCUCACCGAGAGGCCAGCGCUCUGAGAGACAACCUUGGUGUCCAUCAGCAGCGUGUAAACCCCGAGUCUCUGCUGCUGGAGGCCGUGAAGCAGGUCAAAGUCAGCGACCUGGAGGACGACAUCUUGGAGCUGCCGGAGGACGACCCUGCCGUCGCCAACAACCAGGUUGAAGCAGAGGAGGCAGGCCAGAAGGAGAAGCUGGUGCUGUGGGAGGAUUGCGAGUUGGUGACUGUGGUGGACGUGGUGCCGGGCCGCCUGGAGCUCACCACCCAACAUAUCUACUUCUACGACAGCAGCCAGGAGAAGGAGGAAGGAGUCGGCCACGACUUUAAAUGGCCCCUGUCUCAGAUCCGAGAAGUCCACCUGCGGCGUUACAACCUCCGUCGCUCAGCUCUGGAGAUCUUCCUCAUCGACCAGACCAAUUAUUUCCUCAACUUUAAAAAAGAGGCGAGGAAUAAGGUGUACAGCCGCAUGCUGCUGCUACGAUCGCUCAGUCUUUAUGGAACCAGGUCACCACAGGAGCUCCUUAAAGCCUCUGGGCUCACACAGAAAUGGGUGAACAGAGAGAUCUCCAACUUCGACUACUUGAUGCAACUCAACACAAUAGCAGGCCGAACGUACAACAACCUGGCUCAGUAUCCAGUGUUUCCCUGGAUUCUUGCUGACUACACUUCAGAGGAGCUGAACCUGUCUGAUCCUCGGGUAUUUAGGGACCUAUCAAAGCCAGUGGCUGUUCUUAAUGAACGCAACGCCAAGGCUGUUAGAGAGAAGUAUGAAAGUUUUGAAGACCCUACAGGCACCAUAGAUAGGUUUCAUUAUGGAACCCACUACUCAAACGCUGCUGGUGUGAUGCACUACUUAAUCAGAGUGGAGCCUUUUACCUCCCUACACAUCCAGCUGCAGAGCGGACGGUUUGACUGCGCUGACCGCCAAUUCCACUCCAUCCCUGCUACCUGGCAGGCAAUCAUGGACAACCCCAACGACGUCAAGGAGCUCAUCCCAGAGUUUUUCUACUUCCCAGAAUUCCUUGAGAACCAAAAUGGCUUUGAUCUGGGUCGCCUGCAGAUCUCUAAGGAGAGAGUAAAUGAUGUUGUUCUGCCAAAAUGGGCCAAAUCUCCUGAGGACUUCAUCUACAAGCACCGCAAAGCCCUGGAGUCAGAGUAUGUAUCAGCUCACCUCCACGAGUGGAUAGAUCUCAUCUUUGGUUACAAGCAGAGGGGCCCUGCAGCAGUGGAGGCCCUUAACGUCUUCUACUACUGCACAUAUGAAGGAGCCGUGGACCUGGACGCCAUCACCGACGAGAAAGAGCGUAAAGCCCUGGAAGGCAUGAUCAGCAACUUCGGACAAACACCGUGCCAGUUACUCAAGGAGCCCCACCCUGUACGUCUGUCUCAGGAGGAAGUUGAAAAGAGGAAAGCUCAGCUUGAUUCGUGUCCCCUUAACAUGUUCGAACACCUCAGCGACCUCAAGUCCUUCUUUGUCGAGGGCAUCAGCGACAGCGUGCCACUUGUUAAGGCCGUGGUGCCAAAGAAUCAGUCCCAUUCCUUUAUCACCCAGGGGAGCCCUGACACCAUGGUGACGGUUAGUAAGAACUGCCUUGUCGGGACCCAUGGGUGGCUGCCUUACAACAAGAACAUCUCCAACUACUUCACCUUUAUUAAGGACCCCACAGUGUCCAACAGCAAGACCCAGCGGUUCCUGUCAGGACCGUUUGCCCCCGGCGUUGAGGUCACAGCAGGUCUGUUUGUCGUCUCUCACGACGGGAAGCUGCUCUUCAGCGGCGGCCACUGGGACAACAGCCUGCGGGUCACAUCUCUGGUGAAGGGCAAGACUGUUGGACAACACAUUCGACACAUGGACAUCGUGACCUGCUUAUCCACAGACCACUGCGGCAUUCACCUGAUCUCAGGCUCCAGAGACACAACCUGUAUGGUGUGGCAGGUUCUGCAGCAGGGAGGAGCUCCCGUUGGUCUCUAUCCCAAACCUGUCCAGGUGUUGUACGGGCACACGGAUGAGGUGGUGAGCGUCAGCAUCAGCACAGAGCUGGACAUGGCCGUGUCUGGGUCAAGGGAUGGCACUGUGAUCAUCCACACUGUGCGUCGGGGUCAGUACAUGCGUUGCCUGCGACCUCCCUGCGACAGCUCCCUGCCGCUCUCCAUCCUUCACCUCGCCGUGUCGUGGGAGGGUCACCUGCUGGUUCACACCUGUGUCGAGGGCAAAGCAACGCUCAAGGACAAAAACGCCCUCCAUCUUUAUUCUGUGAAUGGGAAGCACCUCUGUAGUGAGCCACUGAAGGAGCAGGUGACUGACAUGUGUGUUUCAGGAGAGUAUGUAGUCAUUGGAAGCGAGCAGGGAUACCUGUCCAUCCGAGACCUCUACAGUCUGUCUCUGAGUACGGAGCCCAUGGCGAUGCGCGUGCCAGUCCGCUGCGUCUCCGUCACCAAAGAGCAGAGCCACGUCCUGGUGGGCCUCGAGGACGGCAAGCUGAUCAUCGUCGGCGUGGGCAAGCCAGCGGAGGUAAAGAACUCGCUGAGGAACUACAUCGCUCAGAGCCUGGAGGGAUCGCCGCUCAUGGCCUCCCCCCUGCUGGCCCCACUCCGGGCUCGCUCGCCAACCCGCCUGCUGCACCAGCGUGACCAGCUGGUGUUCACUCCCCCCUCUAACACCCUUAAACCCUAACCUCCCUCUUCUCCCCCUUACAUCACUGUCACACACUGAUAAACCUGCUGCACACGUCACUGGUGUUGCAAAACUCGGCCUCAACAUUCUCAACGACCUUUAGAAUCACUUUCACCUCGUCCUACUCAGGGAUGGUUGUCGCCCACAGUCACACCUGAAGCUAUGCUCACAUUUACGUUAAAAACAAACACAUUCCUUCAGCGCACCGCUGAGCAGACAACUGUGAUAGAAAAACAACUCUCCAUGCUGACCUCAUUCUGUAUUUCCAGUUAGGUUUGGCAUCAGUGCAAUAUUUGACUUGAUUUGGCUGUUGACCUGGGAUAAAUUCCAUCCCCUGCUGUUUACCUAAAGUGUCAUUAUGUUACAUGUCUGAGUGUACUCUACAAAUAUAACAAAUAUGCUGUGAAAAACCUGUGAACGCUUCUGCAAACUCAAGCCAUACUAACAAUGUAGCUACAAUCUAAUAAUGCAAACUAGUAACCUAGCCAAGUUAGACUCCAGUGUUUUAUAAUGUAAAUAUAAAGUUAGCAUAGACGAUGCAGGUAGUUCCCUCUGAGUCUUUGAAUCAUCGCACCUUUGAUUUUCAUCUUUUCUGUUCAGAUCUACGGAGGAGUGUUAGGGCCACGAGAAAAAACUGACAUCAAACAUUUUGUUUUAAAUCUAUUUAUUAAUUUUUCAAAUCUGAGAUUAAAGUUAGAAUUCUCAUACUGAAGUGAAUAAUCUGAGACAAUAAUCAGAAUUCUGAGUAGAAAUUUGAAUUCUUAGAUUAAAGCCAGAAUUCUGAGAAAAUAAUCAGACUGCUGAGUAAAACUUUUAGUUUUUAGAUUGAAGCCAGAAUUCUGAGAUUACAGUCAGAAGUCUUAGAUUUAGAAUAGAUGUCCAAGAAUAGAGCCAAAAUUCAGACAGUAAAGGCAGUAAUCUGAGAAAAUGAUCAGAAUUCUGAGUUAAAAAAAAAAAAAAAAAGAAUUCUGAGAUUGAAGUCAGAAUUCUCAGAUUAAUACAAAAAGGGAAAAAAAAUCUAAGGUUAAAGUCUGAUAUUUUAAUUAGAAUUCUUGGAUUAAAGUCAGAUUUCAAAGAUUAAAGAAAAUAAUCUGAGAAAAUAAUCAGAAUUCUGGGUAAAGAAUUGCAUUCUGAAAUUAAAGUCUGUAAUUUGAGAUUAAAGUCCAAAAUCUCAGAUUAAAAUCAGCAAUAUUCUUUGAUUAAAGUCAGAAUUUCUCGAGUAAGGUCAGUAAUCUGAGAAAAUUAUCAGAAUUCUGAGUAAAAAUUGGGAUUCUGAGAUUAAAGUCAAAAUUCUAGGUUAAAGUCAGAGGUCUGCAGGUAGAAAUAAAGAUUCUGAGUACAGAGUCUGAAGUCUGAUCUUUAAAUUAGAAGUCUGGGAUUUAUGUCAGAUUUAAAAGAUUAAAGUAGAAAAUAAUCAAAUUUCUGAGUAAAAAAUUGAAUUCUCAGAUUGAAGUCAGAAGUCAGAAAUAAAAAUCAGAAAUUUGAGAUUUAAACCAAAUUCUAUUAUUAAAGUCAGAGUUCUGACUUUAUCACAAGAUUUUGAAAGAGAUUAAAGUCAAAAAUGUGUAAAAUAAGUCAGAAUUCUGAGUUAAAAAUCGGAAUACUGGGAUUUAAGUUGGGUUUCUGAGGGUUCUGACUUUUUUUCCAAGAUUUGGAAAAAAUAAGAAUUGGUCAGAACUCUGGCUUUUGGUUAAGAAAUGUUCCUUUAAUUUAGAAUUCUGCCUUUUUCCUUUUUUUGAGUUGGAUUUAAAGUUGGAUCUCAGAAAUAUUUUUUUUGGUCCUCAUCCUCUUCCGUACAGAUCAACUGAAUCAAGCUUGAUUUUUUUUCCUUUAGUCUUAAUUUUACUCGCAAGUAAAUCAA